AUGACAAAUUCCAAUGUGAUGAUGGGAUUUCUCCUCACAGGGUUUUCUGAUGUAUGGGAACUGCAGGUUUUGCAUGCCAUAACCUUCUCUGUGAUGUUGGGAAACACUCGCAUUGUUACUGUCACCACCCUUGACAGGAGUCUUCACACACCCAUGUAUUUCUUCCUUAGGAAUCUGUCCAUCUUGGUUGCAUGCUACAUUUCUGUAACAGUUCCUAACUCAUGCAUCAAUUCUCUACUUGACAGCAGCACCAUUUCAAAGGCUGGGUGUAAAGCUGAGGUCUUCCUAGUGGUUUUCUUUGUAUAUACGGAGCUUCUGUUUCUGACUCUCAUGGCCCAAGACCAUUAUGUGGCUAUCUGCCAACCCCUUUACUACCCUAUAAUCAUGAACUCUAAAAUCUGCAUACAAAUGACUCUGGCUUUCAUACUCCGUAGUCUCAUCUAUGCUGCUGUACACACUGGCAAUACAUUCAGGCUGCCAUUCUGUCAAUCCAAUGUUAUCCAUCCAUUUUUUUGUGAUAUCCCUUCUCUGCUAAAGCUCUCCUGAUUUGACACCUUUAGCAAUGAGAUGGUGCUCAUUGUCUGUGGUCUAGGGAUUGUUGGUGGCUGUUUAAUUUUCAUCAUCAGCUCUUACAGUCACAUGUUUUCUACAGUUUUCAAGUUUCCGAGAGGAGCAGACAGAAAAAAGGCUUUUUCUACCUGUGUCCCUAAUAUAUUUGUGGUAUCUGUCUUCCUCAGCUCAGGUGUUUAUGUAUACCUGAGACAAUCAGAAAACUAUUCCACCAUCCAAGACAUAUUCCCCACUUUUCAACCUUAUUAUCUACAGUUUUAG
Messenger RNA from Leopardus geoffroyi (Geoffroy's cat), 831 nucleotides. Its product is annotated as olfactory receptor 14C36-like. Gene Ontology annotation, molecular function: olfactory receptor activity. Lineage: Eukaryota; Metazoa; Chordata; Mammalia; Carnivora; Felidae. Gene Ontology annotation, cellular component: membrane. The record is from RefSeq and is a predicted model, not a curated record. Gene Ontology annotation, biological process: G protein-coupled receptor signaling pathway.